AUUAUUUUCGCUUCACCUUCGAGCGUUUAUUAUUACUAAAACCGUAUACGGUUACACAUCACUGAUUAAAUUUGAAUUUGUGACCCAACGACACGUAGUUCUGUUCGGCAGAAAACAAAAUUUAUUAUAAUUGUAAUUGUAAUUUAUUAUAAUUUCGUUUACAUUUAUGUACUUUUUGAAUAGAUAAUAGGCAUUCAAAGGCAAUACCGUCGUCAUCAUGUUCGAAUCCAUCUGUCGAAUUUUCGAUCUAAAGCUCGUAUUGAUAGCGGGAAUUCUGAGCGCCGUUUACCUGUACGUCACGUGGACCCAUAGCUACUGGUUUAAUUUAGGCGUUUUCAGUCCGUCGAAACCGGUGCCGUUUUUCGGCAACGCGAUGCCGUCCAUAUUGGGUCAGAUGCAUUUCAUGGACGUGUUGCAUGAUUUGUAUCAGAAGCUGGGCGAUCAACGGUUUGGCGGCAUAUACACCAUGCGAACGCCCCAGUUACUCGUCAAAGACCCGGAACUUAUUGGUAAGUGGGCACCUACCCACUAUGGGUAUUAAAUAAUACAAGGUAUUGAGUCUAUAAAUAAGUGUAGAGCGACAAUGAGAUAUUUUAUAAUUCUAUAUAAUAUGUUAUAGAGAGUUUAUCUUUAAAUUUCAAUAAACCUAUAUAGGUGUAUUGUUGUAAGUUAACGAAAUUUGAAUAUUUUGGUUUUUAAACAUAUUCAGUUUGGAAAUAUAAAUCUCAAUAGGGAAUUCUUGAUAAAAAAAAAUAAAACAAAAACAGAAACAAUAAAAAGUUAUAGACGCAAAAUUGAAAAGAUAGGAUAUGUAGGAAAAUUUAAUAUUCAUAAGGCAGUUCACAACGAUAUGAUUCUGAGCAUAUUUAAGUCAAAAGUUUUACAAGAAAUUUAAAUUGAAAAUAGCAUUAAUUUGAAACUAAAAAAUAAUUGAAUUACGCUCAAAUUUUCUUUACAACAAAAUCGAUACAAAUUACAUGAUGAACCUGUUAUCUAAUUGUCGAGAUUUGUAUGGAGUCAAAUAAAUCAAAAAAUUGUAUUUACUCAUAAGGUUGGUGAUUUUUACGCUUUUCGUCAAAAUCUGAACGUCAAAAGCUUUUUUAAAAAUCGUUACUAUCAAUUUUUGAUAUUUUAUCCAACUAAAAGAAUCUAUUACAUCUAUCAAGAAUCUUGUAAGAAAAUUUUUGUGCAUUAAUAUAAAAUCAAAAUAAUACUAAAAAUUAAAUUAAAAAAAAGGCAGAUACUUAGCUAUAAAUAACUCAAAAAACACCAAAAUGCUUUGAACAACGUCUACAUAAGGGUUAGUAUACAAGAAUUCAGUGAAAUACUCAGGCCUUUAGGUACCUACUAUUAUUUGUCACUGUAUAACAACUUGAUAACUAUAAUGAAAUCAACGGAGUUAUACUUGUAAAUUAAUUAUGUUAAAAAUAUUCACGGAUCAGGGGCGUAUUCAGGUAUAUUUUUUAAAAUUAUUUUUUUUGAAGAGGGGUUGAUGGAUUAGUAGAUAAUUUUAAUUUGUAUGGUAUUAUUUUAAAUGUUUCUAAAAAAUCGAUAGUGAAAUAGAAUAGAUGAUAAUAAUAAUAAAACAAAGUACAUUUAUUCAAUUUAGAUUUCUCUUUUUGUCACCGUUGGUAAAUUUUUAAAGUACAAUUUCAUCAUAUACGCCAAUGUCUCGAUAAAUUAGUAAUAGUGCAAAUCCCUUGAUCGUUGAGACCAAAAUUAUCGGACGAAAUUUCGUCGAACACAAAAUAUUUGUAGACCAUAAAGUCGUAGUUAUCAUUUCUUAUAUGAAGAACUUGAAACUAAUAAUUCUUAAAAAAAAUAAUUUUGAACUUCUAUGAUUUAUAUCAUAUAAUGCAUAAGCAGAUCUAAAAACAAAUGUCUUAAAAUUUUGUAGGUGAAGUUUACUGAAUCCCCUCAACCUCACUAUAAAACGCUCCUGUCACAUAUUAAGAAAAUAUAGUUUUGAUAUAUAAAUAUGUAUUUUUAAUUCUAAAAACGUGCAAGUAUGUUACACAUACAUUUUAAAAAAACGUUGAAAGGGAAGAGUUUCAACGUUUCAAGUUUUAUUUAAAUUUAUUAUACUGCAUAUCUGCACCUUAACAAGUAUAAUUAUAUAGAGAUAUAGAGACUGUGUUACACUGAAAGCAUCACUUAUAAUAAUUGAUUAACUAAUGCCAGUUUUUACUGCAUUCAAUCUCAAAAUAAUGCGAUUAUGUAAAAUAGGUUACAUCUCAGUAUAAUUGGUUUUAUGUUUACAUUAUUUGUUUAAUUCUAUACUCUAUGCAUUAUUAUUAUUUAUUAAUAGUAUUAAAUGCAUUCUGUUGGAUCCAAUCGAAUUGAACCAAUAAUAUUUACUUAUAACAAUAUCUUGAUAUUGAAAUUAGUAUAAAAUGAAGUCAGAUAUUUAUGUUUUAUACCAAAAUAAAGUUAUUAUUGUACUGUCUUAUUAAUUAUUAUGUUGAUAGGGAAAUAAUUGCGUAUAUUAUAAUCAGAGUGAAAUGACCAAAUUUAUCGCCCGGGAACAGAUAUUUAAUGUCACUCUCAACUACUAUACCACUUAUUUAUCUUAACAAUUUAGCAUAAAUAAUUAAUUGUUAUAAUUUUCUUAAUGUUUAUUAUAAAAAUUGAUUUUAAAUUAUUUCUACAAAUGUUUUUUAAGUAUAAUUAUUACAGUAUAUACAAGUUAUUGUUAAGUAAUUCUGUCUGUUUAUAAUUUCGUAAAACAUAGAAAAGUACUAAAAUAAAGAAAAAAAAAGUUAUACCUUAAGGUUAAAGGUUAAUGGAAGUUUCAUUGUUUUAAGAGGAAAGUUAGAAGGGAGGAUAUAUUAUUAUAGAGUAUUCUAUUUGUGUACCCAGUACCAUUGCUACUCGUACUAUUCCCCUUCUUUCCAAGACAUCCCAAAAUUAAUGAAACAUUUUACAAAAAGUUGGUAGCUGUUUCCAUUUUUUAAAAAAGUCCAAGGAAAAAAAAUGCCUGUUCAAUGCAUCAAUUAGUUUAAAAAUACUACAAGAAAAAUCAUAUAAAGUUUUGAUUAGAAUGUUAGAGUAAGAUUUUGCUAGAAAAGUUGAUUUAUAAACACAAAAAAAAAACACACACCUUCAAAACCGCCUUCAACAUUUUUCAACUUUCCUCCCUAACAUUUUUUACCCCUCUCUUCCCACAACUGAUUAUUACAGACAACAAGAAUUCGGCCAUCUAGCCAACGAUAAUAAUUUACAAAAACUUAUUUCCUGAGUUAUUUUACUCAAAAUUAAGUAGGAAUAAUACUAAUUACUUUCAAUUUUUAUAUACACACACACACACAUACUUACGAGUCAUAUUUUGGUACUUAUAUUUUACGUGUGAAUAAUUUAUGCAUAUUUAAUUUUCGAUUAGAGUCGAUAAAAUAAUUACUAACGAUAUAUUUGUAAUAUUUUAACGAUUUUCUAUUAGCACACGCUAAACUAUAAGUAAUUAAAAAUAGACGAUAGUUAUAUAGCUGGUUAACGCAAUUAUAAUAUAAUGAUCAAUUAUUAUUACCUGCUAAUAACACUAAUAUAUUUAUAUAUAUAUAAAUUAUAUUUUUAGAACAUUCAAGAAUUAAGCAUGAAAUGUUCUCAUAAGUUUUGUCGCUAUUUUUUUUUGGAUGUAUUUUUUGAUUUCCAAGUAACAACCUAUAUUUAAAACAAUUCCAUUAACCAAUGAAUUUUUAGUUUAAAUAAAUGACGUAUUCUAUUUUUAAGAUGGCCGUUAUGUAGGGAGAGGGAAAGUAUUGGGGACAUGGUUCAAACUACUCAAUCACAUACAUAUUUUUGCAUUACUAAACUCUCCUUCUCUCCAACAUUAAUACCAUGUCAAUGAAUUGAUAGAAUUUAAAGUUGUCAAAACCGAAAUGUAUUCAAAUUAUACUAGAUCAAUUUAUGGAAUUUUGUAUAUGAUAUAAAAUCGUCAAAUAGAGGUUUAUAAUAAACUGUUCUUCAUUUAGUUUACAAUUUCUUAUUUUGAGUUUUAUCGGAGGUAUAGUAGAAAAUGAGUUGUCGCUAUAAUACAUGGACAGAAACGGCAAAUGCCAUCAGUUCGACAUCUAUUUAAGUAUUAUAAUAUUAUCAAUAUACAAUAAUGACAACCGCACCGUUUCGGGUUAAAUAUUAUAAUAUUGUCGAAAUUAGAUCUCUGUUAUGUUUUAACGUAAAGGCUCAUUAAAUCAUUGGCGUUUUCCGGAGUAAUAACUUCGUCCUCUGGAUGCAUCACUGCAUUUAAUAUACAACGCUUUAUAACGUCAAGAAAUUGUAUAAAAAAAAACCGAAUAUAACGGUACUAUUAUUAUUUCACUGUACGCAUUAUGUUCAGCUAUUAUUUUAAAUUAAUAAUAAUGUUUGAAGACACACUUUUUAUUAAAAAAAUCGCUAAAAUAACUGUAUUUGAAUUACAAUUCAGUGUAAAUAAUUUUUCCUUAAAAAAAAAAAAAAGUAUAUAUACAUAAAAGAUUCACAAAAACGAUUAAUGAAGUAAAUUUUUAAACUACUUUUGCCUUAAUUAAAACACAUUUUGAUGUUGACGUUUUUGAUUUCCAUCAACCACUUUACGAGAUAUUCUACUUUUAAGUUUCGAUAUGAGGAGAGCAGUGGAAUGAUGCCCAUUAUUCUUUCUCGACCCAAACUUAAAAGUAGAAUAUCUCGUCAAUAAAUUGACGAAAAUCAAGAAAUCCAACACCAACAUUUAUUUUAACUAAUACUCUAUCUAUUUAUAAACUAUUUUUUAUAAUAUCUAUUUUUAAUAUAGGUGGUAAUUUGAAAAUCAAAAGUAGGUAGUGGUUUUACUCAAAAAAAUAAGGGUGACAAAAAGUAACAUAGAUGCAAAAUUGUAGUACUGUUUGUUUCUUAGAUGUUCUAUAAAUCAAAUUCCAAAAAAAAAAAUAUAGAAACUAAUAAGUAAUAUAUUGAUCACUCUGUAUAAUAGAACCAUGAUAUAUGUGAUCGUAUGUUCAUUACAUUGGUGUAUUUUUAAACUUUCCCUCCCGUUUUUCGAAAUAUUUUUCAUAAAUUCUGUGUAAUAUGCUUUCAAGAUGCACUAUAAUAAAAAUUAUUAUAAUUUCAUAAAAAAAGUAAAAUAAUAGAAAUAAUAAUAAAAUAAAAAACAUGAAAUCAAAAGAUUGUACUUAUAACCACUAUACUUAUACUAUACUUGUACCAGUACACUUCUACUUAUAGCUUAUUGUCAUUCAUUUUUUUUUCAUUAUGUUAAACAUUUUAAUUUUAAUGUACUCGUAUAUAUUAUAUUACUUGAAAUUGGAAUAUGAAUACUAAAUCAAACACGCGUAAUAUUUCAAUAAAAAAAUAUUAUAAUUCCAUUAAUUUUGUAACGAUAAUAAAAGGUAUGACAAAAAAUAAUAAAUAAAAUAUAGUGAAUAUUGGAGAUUUUAAAUCUGUUUUACUAUGAUGUGCGCAAUUUUAACAUUUUUGUUUUGUCUGUAUAAAUACAUUUUUAACCAGAAACCUUCCUUCGAUAAAAAAAAAAAAAAAACAAGAGAACUUUUUUUAUAACUUUAGAUCUAGUUGGUGCAUAAGCAAGAAAUUGUUUUAUUUACCUUUUUGGGAAGAACUGAGAAAAACGUAAACUAAAUUGAAAAGUUUACAAAAAAAAAAGUUUUAUUAUUUUCGAUUUUUGUUUUUUGUUCAAAUUCGGUUAAAAAUAUUCGUACCUGAAAUUUUCAAAGAAUUUAUGUUAGACUUUUUUAGACAUGGUACGAUUUUUGAGUUAUUUAUAGGUAUUUGACAUUUUAGGUGUUUCAUAUCAUGUAUACUUAACUGUACUUCUCUCGGAAUAGAAUUUUGUUACCAAUGGCUUACAAAUAUACAUGAAAAUGUAUAUCAAUUAAAUUAACUUUAUGAAUUCUAUAUAUUUUGAUCAUUGUCAACAGUAGCAAUAACAGCUACUUUUUUUAUUGUUAUUAAACAAUACAAUACCGAUAUAAAAACCAACAAUAAUUUGUUGGUGUUUUCGUUUCCAUUGUAAUUAUUAAUAUAUAUAUAUUUUUUUACCAACGUUUUCAGGGCAUAUACUGGUCAAAGACUUCAACAAUUUCACGGACCGCGGUUUAUACGCCGGUACCGAGUCCAAUCCCUUGAAUAACAAUAUAUUCUUUACCCGGGGUGAACGGUGGAGAACGAUGCGCCAGAAGCUUAGUCCCACGUUCACAGCAAACAAAUUGAAACACAUGAACGAGCAGGUGAAAGAGUGUACAAGCGCGUUAUUGUCGAAGAUCGGGAUGAAUGUCACCGUCGAGGAUGCCUCUGACUCGAUUGAAAUCCGUGAGAUGAUGGCUACUUAUUCGACGGACGUGAUCGGCAGCUGCGCUUUCGGACUUAAGUUGGAUGCCAUCAACGACAAGGACUCGGAGUUUCGGAAGCAUGGAAAAACUGUGUUCCAGCCGUCACUGCGGUCUAAGAUCCGGGUGGCCAUUAUAUUUAUGCAGCCUUCUCUGUUGAGCAUAUUCUGCGUUCACCAUUAUUCACAAAAAACCAUUAAGUUUUUCCACGAUGCUUUCCGGCAGACCAUCGAGUAUAGGGAGAAGAACAAAGUGGAUCGCAAAGAUUUUGUACAACACCUGAUGAAGGCUCGAGAAGAUUUGGUGUUGAAUCCUAAUUUGAAACCCAAUGGUAUUUAUAAACGAUCACGAGUAUAUUACUCAUAUAACAAAUGUUUUCAUUCACUUACGUUUAUUAAGCCCUCUCCUAAAAACCUAGCGAAUAUGUACGUCUGGUCAAUGGUUAUGAAUCCUUUGCGACAACUCUUCAUCUCCAAAAAUCGUUAUAUUGUUGAUAUAUUUCCCAGUGUCCCUAAUACACAAAAUAUUGAAUUUUUGAUGUUUUAUUUUUCAACUGUUUAUUUGGUAACAACUUUUCAUCACAAAAAACACCUAGCCUGUUUCAAAAAAAAAUGUAGAUACUUUGGUAGUAGGUAGUGUAGAACCACUAUAUUAAAAUUAUAUAAUAUUAUGUAAUAUUCGUGUUCUAUAAACAUAAAAAUUAAUAACAAAUUUAAAACACUUUUUAGGUUUGCUCUUCUCUCUCAUAUAUUUAUUACAAUUUCCUGAUGCAAUAUGCAUAAUGGAACCUUAUUUUUUAAUAAAAAAAAAAUUCCAACACUAUUUAUAUUCAAUAUUUUUCACCCAGUAUAUACACUAUAAAUGAAACUGAUGUGUGAUAUAAUUUCUAUGUAGGCAUUCAAAAAUGAAGGAUUGUCUAUAGCGCACAUCUCAAAACAGAUUACAUUUCCAAAUUUAUAUUUCUACGUAUAUAAUAUUAAAAUACAAUUAGUAUAUAUAUUGACUGUAGCUUUGAACAAUUUAAUUCCAGAAAAAUUCACCGAAAUGGAUAUUGUGGCGAACGCGUAUAUUCUAUUCAUAGCCGGGUUCGAGACAGUAUCCACGUCGAUGAGCUUUUGUUUGUACGAAUUGGCACUAAAAAAAGAUAUCCAGGAUAAAGUGCGAAACGAAAUUUUAGAAGUCAAGGCUAAGUACAACGGUCAAAUGAACAGUGAAUCUAUAAACGAACUUCACUACAUGAGCAUGGUUAUUAAAGGUAAAUACAUAUUAUUGUGAUAUUUAUAUUUUGUAUACAAUAAUAAACAUUUAAUGUAGGUAAAUUUUCAUUGUAUGAUGCGAUAUUUAAACCUAGAAUAUAUCUUUGGUCUCAGAACAUAAGGGCCUAAUGAAUAAUUUUCAAUACGAGCAAAUUAAUUGAUGAAAAUAAUAGGUAUAGUAUAUGCAUUUUCAAAUUUGCAUACACGUUUGCGAUUUAGAGAAAAAAAUUAAGUAGAAAAAAUUAUAUUAGACGUAAUUAUAAAAACGAAAUUCCACUUGUUGAUUUAAGUCCAUCUACCCUAGGACCAAUAAUAUAUUAAAUAAGAAACUGACCAACUGACUUAUCAACGCCCAAAACAUUCAUCUGCGUUUAGAAACUUGACAUUUUGCACAGAGUUUCCUUAUAUUAGAAUGCAAUCUAGCAUUUAGAAAAUAUUUUUAAAAAUUCCAUCUUUAAUAGGUUAAUGCGCUAAUUUCGGAAAUUAAACCUAUAAAUGGUUGAAAAGGUGUAUCAAAGUUAGUGUGAAAAAUAAUUCUAUACAUACGAGGUGUGGCAACUAAAUAACGAGAAUUUGUUUCUAGCUCCUAUAGUGGUAAUACUGAUAUCUUGAAAAUUUGUUGACGUAAAGUUCAGGAGAUUAUACACAACUUUACCAAGUUUGAUAGUGAUCGGAGUUAUAUUUUGUGCUCUGUGAUUUUUCAAAGUUAGUAGUGUAGUGUCGUUGCGUACAAAAAUGUGUGACUUAAAAAACGAGAAACGAAUUGUCAUCAAAUUUCUGAAGAAAUCUGUCGAAAAACCGGCCGAAAUUUUUCGUAAAUUGCAACGUGUGUUCGGUAAUGACUGCUUGUCAAAACCACGUGUACGAAUGGGCCGCACGUUUUGCAUCAGGCCGAGAAUCAACGCAAGAUGAUGCAAGGUCAGGUGCCCAUAAAAUCGUGCACACUAGGCAAAAUGUCGAACGUUUGAGAGUUUUAGUGCGCACAGAUCGACGCCUCACAAUUCGAAUGAUGUCAAAUGAACUUGGUAUUAAUAAAGAAACCAUUCGUCAGAUGUUACACGAUGAUUUAUUGAUGCGCAAGCUCUGUGCAAAGCUUGUUCCGAAAGUUCUGACGGUGGAACAAAAAGAAUUGCGACGAUCGAUUUGCGAAGAUUUUCUUGAAUGAAUUCAGAGUGAAGGGCGUGACUGGAUGAAUUCGAUUAUCACGACAGAUGAAAGCUGAGUGUAUUAAUAUGAUCCUGAGACUUAUCGACAGAGCAAACAGUGGGUUGAAGACGGAGGAGUGUGUUUCACGAUGGCCCGAAUGGUAAGAAGCCAAAUCAAGACAAUGCUCAUCUGUUUCUUCGAUAAAACGGGUAUUGUGUACCGAGAAUUUCUUCCUCGAGGACAAACGGUGACUUCGGUAUUUUAUAUUGAAGUUCUAAGUCGAUUGUGUAAAAGAGUGUCUCAUGUGAGAUCGGAAUUAGCAAAAAAUGGUUGGAUCCGUCAUCAUGACAAUGCGCCUGCUCACACAUCAUUAAAAGUUACACAGUUUUUGACCAGUAGGAACAUAACAACGCUCCCCCCCCUACAGCCCUGAUCUGGCUCUACUGGACUUCUGGCUAUUUCCAAAGUUGAUGGAAUCAAUGAAAGGACAUCGCUAUAAGGAUUUGUAGGACAUUAAACGGGCUGUAACGUUGGUUUUGAAGAACCUAACUCCAGAAGACUUCCAGGAAUGCUUCCAGAAAUGGGAAGAACGCUGGACCAAGUGCGUUAGACUCAGAGGAGAGUACUGUGAAGGCAUGGGUGCUUAAAUCAUUGUAAAUAUUAAAUAAACGUUUUAAAAUUUAAAAUUCUCGUUAUUUAAUUGCCACACCUCGUAUAUGAUCAAUCAUAAUACCGAAGUUACAAUAUCUAAGUAAUCAACGGUCGAUUUUGAGUAUGUUUGUAAAUGGGUGUAAAAGCGAAUGCCGUAUCGUUAUGUAUUACGGUAUUAAUUAGUUAUUCCAUUAAUAAGUACGAACUACAUUUGAAUACAUUCGCGAUUACCCUCCAAAAAAUAUUAUGCAAAAUAAAUUUACUUUUAUUUUAGGUACCUUUAUAGUGUAUAUAGAUGGUUGUUUGUUCAUUAGUAAAUCUAUUAACAUUUUAGAGAAUAUUUUAUAGCUUAUAAAUAUUAUUAACCUUCAUGGCAUAUAUAUUAUUAUAAAUAUUAUGCUAAUAAAGAUUGUAUUUUCAAUGCAUUACAUACCUAAUAAAUUUCGAGAAAAUCAAUUAAUCUUUAUUAUCAUUUUAGGAAAAUUAAUAAAAAAAAAAAAAAAAAAAACCACUAGUAGGUUUAUCAAUUAUAAGUAACGCAUAGGGAUAUAAAAUUACGUAUAGGUAGGUGGUCAAAAGUUUAAUUGGUAAAUUAACCAUUAUAUUAUAAAACCCGUGUUUAUUAAUUAUAAUUAAACAAAAUAACAAUUACGAUAUUGAAAAUCACAAAUACUUUUUUUUCGGAAAUUAUUGACAUGAUAUUUUUAAACCAUAAUAAUAUUGUUGAACGUGCUGUGCUUAUUGGUUUUACUAUGAUGGAUGCAUAUUUUUUGCAACAACUUUUUAUCAGAAAUUUCACUAUGACCAUCAACACCAGGAAAAUUUAGAACACUUUAUCUAGUUGGUACAUUAUAAUGAGAUAAUUUUCUAUGUGUUAUUUUCAGUUUUCUUAGUAACUGGGAAAACCUGGGAAAACUUAGAAAAAACGGGAUAGGUUACGGAAAUAUCGGAAAUAAUUAUUUAUUUUGUUUUUUUUUUCUGCAAUUUUGUUAAAAAUAAUUUUUGAUACCUGACAUUUUUACAAAAUACUAGAUGAGUACUAGUUUAAGUAGGUAAGUUAAACAUUUUCGAAAUAUUCUGAUUUUUGAGUAAUUUAUAGUAAUUUGAAAUGUUCUCAUAUUUUAGUUUUUAAUUGUAUAAAAUUGCUCUGGCUCACAAAAUACUCAAAAAAUUAACACAAGGUUUAUCACAAGCUGUACUUAGAGAUAAAAAAAAGUUGUAAUAAUGUAAUAAUUUUUAUUUUAAGGUAUUUAAAGUGUUGAUGUAAAUCGGUAAAAUCACGGCAAGAUAUGUUUAAUCAAAUUUACUUAGAAUCGUUUUUUGUUAACUAUGAUUUAUAGUUGAUAUACUUAUUAAUAUAAUUAAUCAUCUAGAAAUGUUAUCUAGCCAAUGUCCCACUAAUGUACAUCCGUAUUAUAAAUUCUCUUUUUAGAAAAUUUCAGUAUACUCGUACACUGUACAAUAUUACAUUGUUAGGGAUUUCAAUAAUAGAGCGCGCUGUAUAUUUCCCAGUGAAUAAUGUUGUAGCGAUCAUUUAAACGAGAAAACUAAAUUUGAUAAAAAAAUAAAAUAGAAUAAAUAAUACCCAGCAAAGCUUUAAUCAAAUUUCCUCCUGCCUGUUUUCUAAUAUAGAAGUAUCCUUUGUAUUAAUAUAUAAAUAACUGAAUAAUAUAGCAAUACAAUAAUAAUUUGUUUUGCUACUAAUAUAACUAUACUACUUAAAAAUAAUAAAAGAAUAAAAAUUAAAUAUGGGCUGAAAAAUACUGUGGUUGAAUGUUGAAAUUCUUAAAGAAAUAUCCUUGAUACUAAUUACGUAUGCAUAAUAUACAAAAUUGAAUGCGCCUGGUUUCAUUGAAAGGGUUUUCAUGGACGUUCAAAGUUAAAAAAAACCACUCUUCUCCCUCAACAACACGAUGAAAUUCAUAUUUAACCCGUCUUUUAUUACUAUAAAAUGCGCCAAUAAAACAACUCUUUAAUUCCCGAGCAUUCUGUCCAGAGGGAGCCACUUGAAGUGUCUAAAAGAAGCGUGUAUAUUAAAAAACAUAUAUAGUAUGCAAACAGUAUAACACAAUAUACUUCAUUUUCAAGGAAAAUUCGACAGUAAAAACAAUUAAUUUAAUGGUCUUAAAUAAAAUAACCUUAGAUAAUGUACUAUGGACGAAACUAUGGAACAAAUAACCACGGUGUCCAAAAAACCCUCUCCCCCUUUUUGGGAGGACUUAUUACAAUCAUUACCGGUGACAUAUGCAUACUGUACAAGCGUAAACAAGUAGAUCAAUCAGAAAAAAAUAUUCCGAACAUUUUUAAUAGACUGGUUCAGUACUGUAACUACUUAUUAUUGCAGCAUAUUAUAUUCGAAAAUAACAUUACAGAUACUCAUAUGACAACAUGUUUAGAUACCCAGCGGAAUACCUAAGUACACUUUUAUAGUUUUGAAAGAGUUAUACACGUUACAUAUUAACUUAACCUAAUCUAUAUAAUGUAUUGGUUAUUUUCGCUUUUUUUUUUAAAUCGGUAUUAUAGCCUAUAAGGGAAUGAUUAUGCUUAAAAAAUUUCAAGAGCAGAUAGAUAUUACCUGACGUUUAUACCUCGUAUUAUAAUUUUAUUUUUAAUUUAUCGAUACGACAUUAGCGAACCGGACACAAAAUUACGGAUAAAAUACGAUAAACGCAGAAAUAUAAUAUUAUUAGAGCGAGCAUUUAAAUUGGAUUUACUUGGCAACCUUUUUUUCUUUUCUAUACGCGAAAUGUAUCAUCACGUUCAAAUUAAAAAAAACAAUAAUAAUUUCCUACAAUAAUACUCGUACACCGAGAUGCGCCUCGGGCGGAGCGAGACGCUAGAGUCCGCAACUUCGAAGUCCCUAUCCAAUUUCGGUGGUUUUUAAUAACCACCCACUUUCCAAAAGAGGUCACCGUCGUUCAAUUCCACACACAUUUUCCUUAUUUUAACAACUGCACGUUUUCCCCGAGAUUUCCACAAGCUCCAAAACGCAUAUUCGGUUAAACUAUAUUAUUGUUACUAAUAUCGUAUGUUGUAAUACCUGUGACUUCGUUCUCGUGUAUUUGAAAGGUAAACGAAAGAUAAAAGAGGUAAAAUGAAGAUAAAUGUAAGUAUAAUAAUAUUAAAUAGUAACACACAUUUUAAAGUUAAAACCCCAUAGGACUUAAAAAUAUUUACAAAUUGUUUAUGUUGUGUAUUUUAUCGGUUCAAACACUAUUUAACUACAUGCGUCGUAUACAGAACCAUUUCGUGUAGGUUGGGCCAUAUUUAUAAUACUAUAGUAUAGAUUUACUAAUCAUUUUCAAUGGUUCAAAUUUUCUAGAAUCAGCUGUUUGGGCUUUGCAUUGAUACAUUAGUCAGUCUGUUUUUUCUUUUAUUUAUAAACAUACAUAAAUACACUGACAUCGCAAACUUAUACGACUAAACUUUACAUUUCGUUUGAAAAUGUACGCUUUCUAUAAUGAAUUUAAAAUUUUCCCAAACACACAAUAUUAAGAAAAUAUGUUAAUAAAUCGAUCAAUAAUUAUAAUAUUCGACAUCGAAGUUUAAACAAAGUUUUUGAAUCAUUACAUUAAUUUCUAUUUUGGAUUUAAACUAUCAAUUGUUGAAAUUUUGGACGUAGUAAACAUUUGUAAAUAAUAAAUGCUUAGUAUACAGCAAGGAGAAAAAAUAUUAGUUACUCUUUCUUACAUGGUUUUGAACAAAGCCCUUUUAUUUAAUUUCAGUUCCUUAGAUUAAUAUAAAAUACUAUUAAAUAUAUUAUACUAGUAUAGUAUAAAAUACUAUUUACUUUUAUUUUGUCAUAAAAGAAUCUAGGGCUGGGAAUGUAAUGCAGCAUAAAAUCCUGAAAAUUCCCUAAAGGUCAAAAUAUUUACCUAUAAAACGUAUUAAAAAUAAAAAUAAAUGAUUUUAAAAUUAAAAACUGUCAAAAAAAAAAAAAAAAAAAAAUGAAAAACCAAUUUUCUUUUUCUCAUUAAAAAACGUAUAAAACGAAUUUAUGACAAAACAAGAACGCUUUGGAAACAAUACAAUGAGUGCAUUCCAAUCCUAACCCUAGUAAUAACAAAUUGAUUGAGGUAACAUAUAAUAAUUAUGAAUAUAUAAUAAUAUUAUUCUGAUCUGUAUUUUUUUAGAAACAUUGAGAAAAUAUCCUCCUUUAGUGACGUUGAAUCGAGUCGUAACGAAGCCUUACGUAAUACCAGAGACGAACAUCAAGCUGAAGACUGGGACAAAAGUAGUUAUUCCAGUACAUGCCAUACACUACGAUUCAAAAUAUUACUCUGAUCCUUAUGAUUUCAAUCCGGAGCGUUUUUCGGAAGAAAACGUUCAUAAUUUAUAUCCUAACACUUACAUGCCUUUUGGAGACGGUCCGCGGUUUUGCAUUGGUAUGACUUAAUUUUUUUACAUACGUAAUGUUUAAGUAUUAUUUGUUCGAAGAAAUAAAUAAAUGUGUAAUUUUAUAUUAUAUUUUUAGGCAAAAGAUUUGCCGAAUUCGAAAUGAAAAUGGCCCUGUCCGAAGUGUUGAGUAAUUACGAAGUAGCGCCAUGUGAGAAAACUCAAAUUCCCAUAAAAUAUGUCAUUGGAAGUUUUGUUAAUAUACCUGAAAGCGUUUGGUUAAAAUUUAAGAAAAUAGAUACUUAAUUCUCGAUUGCCAAUAAUACCAUACCUAUAAUUUAUAAAUAUUAUUUUCUCUAAUAUAUUAAAAUAAAACGCGAGAAAAUUACAAAUAAAAUAAUAAUGUUAUAUAUAUAUUUGUAUUAUAAACGACGAAUGAAUACAUUUAAUUUAAAAUAAUAAUACCGACAUUAGUUAAUAACUAAUAAUUUGAAAUUAAUUUUAGUUAUUGUAGAUUGAUUGUACAGAUAGUUCUGGGUCUCAUUUGAAUUUGAAAUUGUUAAGCAGUCGUUAUGGUUGAAAUAUGUUUAAUAAUAUUAGUUAUUUAAAUAAGUUCUAAAAUGUCAUUUCGUAUUGAAUAUUGCCAAAACGUGUUUAUACUGUAUUGAAUACCGAUGAAUAACCAGUGUCCGAAGCCAGUAAACGUAGUUUGUAAUUGUUUGCUGAUUCCGGCAACCUGGAUGUUGAAAAGUGCAUUCAGCCAUCAUACAAAUUUCGUGAAUAAAAUAAUUCGCCGUCGCCAAAAUAAUUUAUUCGUUAAACUAGUAUAAAGGUUGCUCAAAAAUUCAUCACCAAAACUCGCAUAUUAUAAGUUUAUAUACAGAGAUAAUUCGAUACGAAUAUUAUUAUCUGAUAACACCGUCACAUAAUAUUGGUCGUGUGAGGAAGAUACCCCGGGACUAACAAUAAUUUAUGUUGUAAUAAUGAUAAUAACAUUGUUAUAGCAGUAAAUUUUACUAUAUCGUGAUAAUGAAAUAAUAAUAUUAUUGUUUACAACAAUUUACGAAAAUGACUUACGAUUAUUGUGUCUAUCGCAGCUCUUUGUUACUGUUUACUUAUCGAUAUCCGGGCAUAAUAAUAUAAUAAUAACUGUGUUCGUUUAUAAUAUUAGAACCAUGAGUUAAGAUAGUGUGGAUUUCCAACGAGCUUUGAUAAUUAUGAACAUUAAAGAUAUCUCUAAUAUCUAUGGUGAUAAUAUGUUGUUGAUGUGACCGUAACAGUGACACCUUAAAAUCAGCUUAUACGGGUGUAAAAACUAGUAAAACUACACUAAUGUUCCAAGGUUUCUUUUCUACCUUCUUACUUUCUUCAAUAUAUGCUGUAAAUUCAGGGGCGGAUCGGGAAGAGAUUUUGGCCCGGGAAAAUACAAAAGUACUAGUCCACUUAUUAGUUUAUCAAAUAUUGAAUUUUAGUCAUUAUGUAUUAUCAUUAUUUUAACAUAACUAAACAUUUGUUUUACACAUUUGAAAAGAUAUUAUGCAAUGUUAAGUGUUAAGUUCUGUCAUUUGUUAAUCAU
This is a messenger RNA of Cinara cedri, 15275 nucleotides long. The record is from the annotation of a GenBank genome assembly. NCBI's taxonomy places the organism in Eukaryota, Metazoa, Arthropoda, Insecta, Hemiptera, Aphididae.